Molecule: messenger RNA, 2013 nt
Organism: Clonostachys rhizophaga
Lineage: Eukaryota; Fungi; Ascomycota; Sordariomycetes; Hypocreales; Bionectriaceae
Source: the annotation of a GenBank genome assembly
AUGUCUACAAACUCCUCAAGUAGUCCCCAAGAUGCCUCCAAGAGAAUCAGUACACGCCCACCAUAUCAGCUACAUAUACUACCAUUCAGCAGACUAACAAAGUGUCAGACGGGCGCGCUUGUAUCAAUUGCCAUCAACGCAAGGUCCGCUGUGAUAUUCUUGACAAAGGAGCCCCUUGCACAAACUGCUCAACUGGACAUCGCGAGGGAUCCCCAUUCACGAACUACUAAUACGAGGCCCAGCGACAAGCUCCCCGGUCUUCGCCCAAGAAGGCAGCCAAUACAAGGUUCUUCAGCUGAAGUAUGCACUGAUGAGUUUCAAACAGAGGACCCAGGGAACUUCGACGAUCUCAUGAAUAAUGAAAGCAUCCAGACAAGAGAAUUUGGAGAUCAAAAUCGGGUUUGCUUCGUCGGAGGGGCCCUGGCCAAUUAUCAUUAUUUGAUGCGGCAAACAUAUCCUCAGCAAGUUCGCAGGAACGUUUUCCACUUCGGGGGCCGGCAGUACAGCUACAAAGACACGUCUCAUAAUCUCCAACGUAUUCCCACAGAAGCACUUGAGAGACCGAAAAAGGCACUAGCAGACAGGCUGGUCCGGGCCUACUUUGAUCGGAUCAAUUGCGGAUGGCCAAUUGUAGAUGAAGAGAGCUUCAUGUACCAGUAUGAAAAGAAUUACCCCAGUGACCCAUUGCCCCUGACGCUGUUGAAUGCAGUCCUCAUGGUCGGGGCUCAUGUAUUGGCUGAUGAAGAUGACGAGAUGAAAGAUCUGCAAAGCAUCUUGUUUCACCGAGCCAAGACUCUGAUCGACUUCCGGCUAGACCAGGACCGAGUUGCGUUCGUACAGGUAGCGAUUCUCAUGACUUGGUACUCAGAUGGCUUAGAAGACAUUGUGGCAAAUACGUGGCACUGGAUUGGAAUUGCCACACGGACAGGCCUGGGGCUGGGAAUGCAUAGGAACACAUUUCAGUCGAUGAUGCAGCCACACUGGAAACGCAUAUGGACACGGCUCUGGUGGAUCCUAUUUCAAUUUGAAUUUGAUACUCUUGCAUCAGCAUCUCUGGGAAGGCCACAGAUUCUAAACCUUGAUGACUCCGAUGUGCCUGAGCUUGUACCGGAGCACUUUAAAGGCAUUCCCAACGCAAACAUACAAUUUUUGAUUCAGCAGUCUAAGUUAUGCAUGAUUAUUUCACGCACAGCUAGAGACGGCUGGUCUCUUCGCUCUACCGCCCAAGCCCGAAACAACGCCAUCGAGACCGCAGAUGAGGCACUGGCCAGCUUCCUCCAUCAAUUACCGCCAGAACUUCAACUGCGUGCAACAAACAUCACAACUUGGCAGGCUAUGCUUCAUUUAACAUACAAUAAUUUCGUUAUUCUCAUUCAUCGGCCGCCGCCAAAAGGCGGUCCAGAUGGCCAAGAGGAUGCCAGUUACACACGGCCUCACUUGUGCGCCGUGGCUACAGUAGCGAUCAGUUCCAUCCUCGAAUCCCUCAUUGACCAAAAUCUGAUUUGCACAUUGUGGUACUCUGUAAAUCAUAUCAUUCUUACUGCAAUCAUCAAUGCGAGCACAGAAAUCGCCUCAUCAAACCCACUUACAGCGGCUGAAUCACAACGCGGUCUUUCAAUCACUUCUUGCAUCAUUGCGGUCGUUUUCACGAUUCUGGGUCUAUUCCACAUGUUCCAACAGAGGGCAUUAAGGUUGAAACAUAGGAGCAUCAUAACAAAUGACCAGCCCCUUCACCAAUCACGUCAUGGCCCGGACCACUUCAUAGCGGUCGACUCAGACCCUGCAGCUCAACAACUACUAGCUGAAUAUCGGACUGAAAACGAUCAAAUGACACCCUGUACCGAUUUGGCCUACCAACAUGAUCCGUCGUGCUCGGACUACGCAUCUCUUCCUAUCACUGAUGAUGAGAUUGAAUGGAACCUGCUCAGUGCGGAUGAAGGUGCCCUUUUAGAAAAUCUAUUCCCAUCGGAUUGCCCUCAAGUUGAUAGUUUUCUAAAUGAAGUUUUCAAAUAG